Molecule: messenger RNA, 4703 nt
Organism: Artibeus jamaicensis (Jamaican fruit-eating bat)
Lineage: Eukaryota; Metazoa; Chordata; Mammalia; Chiroptera; Phyllostomidae
Gene: CD80
Product: CD80 molecule
Exons: 7
Coding region: 315-1259 (314 amino acids)
Biological process (GO): immune response; cellular response to lipopolysaccharide; cell surface receptor signaling pathway
Cellular component (GO): external side of plasma membrane
Molecular function (GO): coreceptor activity
Source: RefSeq, a predicted model, not a curated record
UCCAGUAAGAGGCAGUUGAAACGGAGCAGUGCUGUCUGUUGAAAAUUGAGCAAUUUGAACAUCUCAUACUUUGAUUUUUAACACAGGAAAAGAGAAAUUGUUCUUUAGUUGUCAAAUCCACAGUUUUUAAUAUUUGGGAAUUUGGAGACCUAGGUACACCAUCAGCCUCUUUUUGGUGUGUUUUAUAACUAAACUGAGUGUUUGGGGCAAUUGAAUUAUCUUCUGCCCAAGCCUGAUACGUGCUUGGAAGGUGACCAGUUCUUACUUGGUGCAAAAUUACUUCCUUUCAUUUUCCAUCAUAAGCAGCAAAAGCCAUGGAUCAAACACUAAUGUGGGGAACACUACUACCCAAGUGCUCAUACCUCAAGUGCUCAUACCUCUUUCAGCUUUUGGUGCUGGCUGGUCUUUUUUACUUCUGUUCAGGCAUCAGCCAGGUGGUCAAGAGAGUGAAAGAUACAGCAGUACUACCUUGUGAUUACAAUAUCUCCGCUGAUGACCUGACAAAAGUUCGCAUCUACUGGCAAAAAAAACCCAAAGAUGUGGUGCUGAGUGUCAUAUCUGGAGAAGCAAAAGUGUGGCCCAAGUACAAGAACCGCACCAUCCCUACCAUCACCAAUAACCCUUCCAUUGUGAUCCUGGCUUUGCAACUGUCGGACAGUGGCAUCUACGACUGCAUCAUUCAGAAACCUGAGAAAGGGGUUUUCCAAAUGGUACAUUUGAAGCCGGUGAGCUUACUGGUCAGAGCUGACUUCCCUGUCCCAAGUAUAACUGAGCUUGGAAAUCCAUCUACUAACAUCAAAAGGAUAAUUUGUUCAACUUCUGGAGGUUCUCCAAAACCACACCUCUCCUGGUUGGAAAAUGGAAAAGAAUUAAAUGCUAUCAACACAACAGUUACCCAAGAUCCUGAAAGUGAGCUGUACACUAUUAGCAGUGAACUGGAUUUCAAUGUGACAGACAACCACAGCUUCAUGUGUCUUGUCAAGUAUGGAGACUUAAUGGUAUCACAUAUCUUCAACUGGCAAAAAUAUGAGCCAACUGCCCCUCCUUUUACUGAUAAGCCCCAGACUUGGACCACCACAAUUGCAUCUGGGCUUGUUCCCUGUGCUGUUCUCUGUGCUGUUGUCUGUGUGGUAAUCCUAAAAUGCCGACCCAACGGUAGACGUGCUGCAAGGACGCACUGCGAGAGGAAGGAUGAGGAGAGUAUGGAAAUGGAAACGAUCUCUCCUAUCUGCUCAAGACAUGCAACAGUAACAGAAUGAACAGAACAUCUGGAGACUUCCGGCCAAGAUGGAGGCAUAGGUAGAUACACUGUGCCUCCUCACACAACCAAAAUAAGGACAACAACAGUUUAGAAACGAAAAACAACCAGUACUGACAGAAAAUUGAACUGUGUGGAAGUCCGACAACCAAGGAGUUAAAGUAGACACAUUCAUCCAGACCGGUAGGAGGGACGGAGUUCGUCGGCUGGGCAGAGAGGGGUCACAGCAAAGUGGUGGCUGGCAGGCCCAGCGAGAUGACGGAUUGUGGAGGGGAACAGUGCACAAGGCAGCUAGCGGACCAGGCGGUCCCACAUUGGUGUGCAGAUAAACCAGGCGAAACUGGGGAGCGAGACAGACUGUGCAAUCCAGGGUCCCAGCUUGGGGAAAUAAAGUCUCAAAACACCAGUUGAAAACACUUGUGGGGGUUGAGGUGCUGGGAGAAACUCCCAGCCUCACAGGAGAGUUUGUUGGAGAGACCCACAGGGUCCUAGAAUGGACACAAACCCACCCACAUGGGAAUCAGCACCAGAAGGGCCCAAGUUGCUUGGGGGAAGCUGGGGAAGUGACUGAAAUCCAGCAGAGAGUAGAGCAAUCGCCAUUGUUCCCUCUUGGACCUCUCCUCAACAUAUGGCAUCACAGCCCGGUGAUGGGGGUUGCCCCACUCUGAUGAACACCUAAGGCUCCACCCUUCACUAUGUAACAGGCACAUCAAGACAAAAAAAAAUGGCCCAAACAAAAGAACAGAUCAAAGCUCCAGAAAAAAUACAAGUAAGCGAUGAAGAGAUAGCCAACCUAUGAGAUGCACAGUUCAAAACACUGGUAAUCAGGAUGCUCACAGAAUUGGUUGAAUUUGGUCACAAAUUUGAUGAAAAGAAUGAAGGCUACGCUAAGUGAAAUACAGUCAUCCCCUUGCUAUAUUGCGGUUCACUUAUUGCAGCUUCACUGUAUUGUGGGUUUAAGCCCACAAUACAGUGGGCUUAAACCUGCUGUACUUCACUGGUGAGUACCCAUAUAGAAUUUUAUAUGUUGUUAAAAUUACAUAGGUUUAAGAGUGUAGAAUGUGUUUAAGAGCAUAUAAAGUGUUUAUAAGAGUGUGGGAAAGGUUAAUAAGAAAGUGAGAAAGGUUUAUAGGAGUGCAGGAAGGGUUUAUAAAGCCUUAAAAUAUAUAUAAAUAAAAUAAAUAUAACGCUGCUACUUUGUGGAUUUUCACCUAUUGCAAGGGUCUCUGGAAUGUAACUCCUGCGAUAGGUGAGGGCUCGCUGUAGUUUUCGUGGAGGAAUGUUCAAGCUUAACACAAAAUUUGAUGCAGAUUUAUCGCUCUACUUGCUCAGUCAUUUUGAAUGUGAUGACCACACAGUGCAUAUGCUCACUCAAUGGCAUCUGCUGCUCCCACUGACUAGUAUGGUGACAUUUUUACUGUUCACUCAUGCACAUUCCAGUCCACUCCACUUUCCUGCCAGGUUACAUGGAUGUCACACAAAUUGUUCUUGUUAUAUUAACAAUGGCUGGGCUUUUCCCGGAUAGACCUCAUACACCUGUAUGAGGCUAAUAGAAAUAUUAUUGGUGUUUUAGCCAGUAUUGCACUUUUCAUGGUGUUUUCAUUUGUCAUCCACCCACUUUUCCAUCAGAUUCAGAAGAAAGUAGGCCUCGCCACAACUAAUUUGCCCUGACGUGGAGGAGAAACAACAGAGAAACUAAACUGUCCCUCUCCAACCUAGCUAUUGCUUUAAAUCUUCAAAGAGAUAGUUUAGUUUAAAAAAUCAUAUUCGACUCGUUCAUAUUGGACUGACAGUGUCCUUAAAUGGUUUUAUACCAGUUUAACCUCUUUUGUAAAAUAUUUAUCAGAAAGUUCUCAUUUAAAAUAGGAUACAUUUAUGCCCUGGCUGGUGUGGCUCAGUGGAUUGAGCUCGAGCCUGUGAAGCAAAAGAUCACGGUUCAAUUCCCCGUCAGGGCACAUGCCUGGGUUGCAGGCCAGUUCCCAGCAGGGGACUCAUGAGAGGCAACCAUACCUUGAUAUUUGCCUCCCUCUCUCCUUCCCUUCCCUUCUAAAGAUAAAUAAAUAAUAAAAUAGGAUACAUUUAAAAAGUCUCAGUAUGCAGGGCCGUGUGCAGACCCACGUGUGGUGCAGGCAAGCACACUCCUGAAAACAAAGAGCUGAUGCCAUGAGAGCCACUCACUUUGCCUGUGUCGCUGCCUGCCAGCUCAGAUGCUGAAGAUAUCUGUUAUUGCGGCGGUGAGUCUGGUCAUCUUGCGAAGAACUGUGAUCUUCAGGAGGAUGCCUGCCAUAACUGCAGUCAAGGUGGCCACAUUGCCAAGGACAGCAAGGAGCCUAAGCGAGAGCAAUGCUGCUACAACUGUGGCAAACCAGGCCAUCUGGCUCAUGACUGUGACCAUGCAGAUGAGCAGAAGUGCUAUUCUUGUGGGGAAUUUGGACAUAUUCAAAAAGACUGUGCCAUAGUAAAGUGCUAUAGGUGUGGUGAAACUGGUCAUGUGGCCAUCAACUGCGGCAAGACAAGCGAAGUCAACUGUUUCUGCUGUGGUGAAUCAGGACACCUUGCACAAGAAUGCACAGUUGAGGCCACAGCUUAAUUAUUUUCCUUUGUCACCUGUCCUUUUUCUGAUUGAUCAUUGUAUUAUUUUUUCUGGAUCCUCUUCACUGGCCAAAGGUUGGCAGAUAGAGGCUACUCCCACGCCAGUGAGCUUUACUUGCCAUGUAAAAGGAGGAAGGGGUGGGAAAAAUUGACUUUCUGCAUUUAACUACAAAAUAAAGUUAUGUUUAGUUUGGUAAAGAUGUUAUAUAUAAUGCUUUGUUAAAGAACUCCCCUUCAUUGCCACUGGUGAAUAGGAAUUGAUGAAUGUGAAGAGUUGAAUCAGACCAGUAAGCCCAUUCUGGGUUUCUUGAAUAUGUUCCCACGUAGAAAGCAAAAACCAAUUCUGAAAGUGUCUGUGAGCUUCCAUAAAUAACUUUAAUUUUAGCAUAAUGAUGACCUUGGAUUGUCUGACCUCAAUAUCUGUUAAAUAACAUCAAUUAACAUCUGUAUCAGGCCCUACAUAGAUCAUACAGGUGAUUGCGAGUAAACAAAAUAAAAAGGUAAAUGUGUGUUUAACAUCUGUGAAGAAAAUUGGAAUAAAAGCCUAAACAGGAAUAACUUGGUGUUGCUACUUGAUAUGAAAGUGACAAAGGUUUAGAACACAUUUUUCUGACAAAGAUGAAAUCUAAAACCUAUCUAUGGCUUUUAUGAGUAAACAUCCAUGUUCAGAGUAAGAAUAAUUUGGAGUUGUUCAGAAAUUGCAGAGAAAUGCAUUUUCACAGAAAUCAAGAUGUUAGUUUUGUAUACUAUAUCACUUAGACAAUUGUGUUUCAUUUGAUGUAAUCAGUUUUAAAAGUCAUGGAAAAUGCAACUUAAGUCCUAGAUAACAGAAAUGUAAUUUUAAACUAUUUAA